Messenger RNA from Cydia splendana, 1994 nucleotides. RefSeq names its product Kazal peptide Pr13a-like. Lineage: Eukaryota; Metazoa; Arthropoda; Insecta; Lepidoptera; Tortricidae. Gene Ontology annotation, cellular component: nucleus. Gene Ontology annotation, molecular function: protein binding; DNA binding. Bases 1213 to 1878 code for a protein of 221 amino acids. The record is from RefSeq and is a predicted model, not a curated record. The transcript has 2 exons.
UGUAACUACUAUAGUGGCCCUCGAGCCAGUAGGUGCCGGGAAGCACGGCGACAAGCCCAAUGCCUUCGCUAACGAGUGCGUCAUGAACAACUACAACUGCGAGCACAAGGACACGCUGCACAAGAUCAGCAAAGGUGAAUGCCCCGGCUCGCAAGGCAUCCGUCUGUCCUAAGCGACGCGAAUACCGCCAGUUUUUACACUCGUCUAUUAUAAGUAAUUUGUCAGCACUGAUGUUUUUUGCAUGACAAUAAUCUAUGAAUAACCUCUUUUGAAGAUUUUAAUCAGACUGCGAUCUAAAAGAUGCUGUGUUUAUUAUAUUAUUAUGCAUUUAUUGUAUUAAGCUAGCUUUGAAAGUAAUAAAGAGAAGCAUAUUUUUUUGAUGAAGACUUUGAAUUUAAAUAAGCUUAGUUAUAAAUUUCGUUUUUGAUACAAGCUUUUAUCGCUAACUGUACUUUUCUUUCAACAGGCAACUAGUACUCAUCGAGACAAUUCUAACAUUUCUAACAAACCCAAACACAGUUAAGUUGCGUUGUUUUAUCACAUAGUCUCAUGUCAUCAGAUGAGCUCGAUGGUACCAUCAUAUUGCAUUGUCAUCGAAUUUACAUGCAAAUUUUUAGGUUUAUCGGAAACCGCGAAGUAUGUAGUUCAAAUUUAAUUUGCAAUAAUUUGAUUACAGACUAAUUACGGGACAGUUGAAACUAAAAAAUAUAAAAGCUUGUAAAAAUACGACCUUUGUGAAAAUUAAAACUAAUGUGAUGAUAUGCGAUGGUGUAGUACCUACCUAAGUAAUAAAGCCUACUCUAAAAAUACAGCGUAAACUCCAUAUAACGUCACUCUUGACUUUGGUUGGUUUAUCUUGUUUUCGAUACAAUCAUACACUCUAUAGGUAUAGCGUCACGCUCACUCUAUUUAACCGUUAGUCCGUUAACGACUACAAUACAGCAAUAUAAACCAUUACGAAGUACUUUCUAAGUUGCCGAAAUUGAUAAAAACUGCAGCUGUGUAGGUACGUUUUUUUUUGCUGUUUUGUAGUUUUAUUAUCUAGCACGUGUUUAUUUCGACUGACGUACCGGAGAUUCUAAGAAAAUUUGUCUUUUGUUUUUGUAUGAUGAACUUGCACAUGUUUACCUCGGCCACUAGAUUUUGGUCGAGUUGUUACACGUUAUAAUAAUCGCAGUUGCUUACAGACUUUCGAACUGUUAAAGUGUUAUCAUGGCGAGUAAACGAAAAUCUUUGUGUAUUGACGAAAAAGUUUUAUUAAUACGCUCAAUAAAGGCGGGAGAAAAGAUAAGUGAUGUUGGAAGACGCUUUGGAUUUAGCCGUUCUACCGUGUCUACAAUAUGGAAAAACAAAGAAAAAAUUCUACAAGCAGAAGUGGAUGGAAAAUCUGCUAAGAAAUUAAAGAAACCUCAAUACGAAGAUCUGGAUCAAGCGAUGCUAUCAUGGUUUUAUAGACAACGCCAGAAUAACAUGCCUGUCUCGGGACCGAUCAUGAAAGCUAAGGCGAAGAAAAUUGCCGAACAACUAGGAUUAACUACUUUCAAAGCAUCAGAAGGAUGGCUCGGAAAGUUCAAGCAACGUCACCAUAUCAACUAUUAUAAAAUGAAUGGAGAAGCACUGACAGAUCAAGAAAUUUUAGAAUCGGUGAGAAAUACGGAGGAACAACAAGUGGAUGAAGAAGAAGAAAAAGGCGAUCCUGAGCCUCCACCAAGCAUCGAACAAGCACUUGAUGCAGCGAAAUUAUUAGAAAAAUACUUUUUAUAUAAUCAAGAUGAUCCAUCAGAAUCUCAAGAUAUGAGUAAUAUACUUAAGAAAAUACAAUUAAAAUAUUGGAGGCGCAAAAAACAUCAGACAAAGAUAACAGACUAUACGCAAUAGGCGUUGUUAUUUGUAUUAAAGGAAUGUGUUUUUGUGCAAAAUGUGUACUAUGUACGUAUAUUAUAAACAGAUACAUUAGAAUAGUAAACAUAUCUUUUUAUUUCACUCCAUUUUAC